This is a messenger RNA of Lactuca virosa, 796 nucleotides long. NCBI's taxonomy places the organism in Eukaryota, Viridiplantae, Streptophyta, Magnoliopsida, Asterales, Asteraceae. The record is from the annotation of a GenBank genome assembly.
AUACACGCCAACCGGUGGUAAUAAUCUUAUCUUCACCCCAAAAAUGGUAGCAACAGUGGGUAAAGUUUUGAUCGCCUUGGCUAUAACAAUAAUCGUGAGCUGGGGAUGGAAAGUACUAUAUUGGGUCUGGUUGAAGCCAAAGAAGCUAGAGAAGUUGUUGAGAAAACAAGGGUAUAAAGGUAAUUCAUACAAGUUGCUGAUUGGUGACAUCGUAGAGCUUGCAACAAUGGUGAAGGAAGCUAGAUCAAAGUCUAUUCAUCCCAUCUCCCAUGAUAUUUCUUCACAUGUCAUGCCUUUUGAUCACCAUGUCUUCAACAAAUACGGUAAAAAGUCAUAUAUAUGGUUCGGGCCAAACCCGAGGAUUUUUAUCAUGGACCCAGAACUGAUCAAGGAGAUAUUAUCAAGACCCGACGAGUUUCAGAAGCCGCAUCCUGAGGCAUUCCGUGAUAGCAUCGUUGGUGGACUUGUAAUCUCUGAGGGUCGUAAAUGGGAAAGUCAUCGUCAAAUAAUCAGUCCAGCUUUUAAUGUUGAAAGUAUGAAGAGUAUGUUCACAGCAAUUUGUUCGAGCUGUAGUGAAAUGACCAAGAAAUGGGAGCUUCUCACUGCGUCAACUGGUGUGGUGGACGUUGAUGUUUGGCCCUACAUCGAUGACUUUGCUGGAGAUGUCAUUUCAAGAACAGCAUUCAGCAGCAGUUUCGAGGAAGGAAAGAAGAUAUUUCAAAUCCAAAAGGAACAAAUGGAUCUUGCUAUCCAACUGUUGUUCAUACUUUAUCUUCCUGGAGCAAGGUACCAAUGA